GGUAGCCAGGGCAGCCAAUCGCUGCGGGCCGCCGGCCUGGGAAACCCCGGCGCGCGCCCGUCAACGUCAUCCGACAGAACGUUGCAACCAAAGAGACUAGAACUCUACGACAGUGUUUGGAACGCGGAGACAAUGCGAGGGGCGGGGCCAGGCGAGCGGGGCGGAAGUGUAGUGGUGGACAUGGCUGGUCCAGAGUUGCAGCUGGGUGUCGGAUGGGCUGGUUUUGAAAACUCAAUCGAAAGCAUCAGUAAAUUGCCCCAAGAUUUAUUUGCAGAGGUGUGCCAGCAGAUCAUGUUAUACCUGCAAUGCAAAACUCCUGGCGUGAAUACACUUGAAUUGGCUGAAAGACUUCAAAAUGCUGGUGUUGAACUGGAUGCGGAAGCUACUAAGGAGAUAGUUCAUGUUAUCUCCUUGAUUUUCAGUAGGGCGGCUGCACAGAGCUGUAUGUCAGCUGAGGAACUCGUUACAAAGCUGGCAGGCAGCAGCAGUAAGUGGUCUAAGCAAGCACUUCAAGCCAUCCGUCAUGUGUGGAAUGAACAGGGCAAACUCGUGGUGACUGCAGAAGAUGCUAAGCACAUGUUAACAGUAGGACAGCUUGUGGACUUGCAAUGGAAACUUGGAAUGGCGAUGAGUUCUGAUGGCUGCAGGUCUCUGAAUUACCUGUAUGUGACCAUGGUGCUGAAAGUAGCCAAUCCCUCGGGUGACAUAAUCAGGAGGUCGUUUGAAAUGACCAUCCCUCAGUUUCAGAACUUCUCCAAGCAGUUCCGGGAGCUGGCAGCUGUCCUUGAAAUGGUCUGAUGUUGUUUGUGUUCUGACAUCCUCUAUCUCCGAGCCCUGGUCUGGCUUCACAGAUGGAUUUCUACGAGAGCGAAGAAAAUGCUGUAUGCAGCUGUUGAUGUACAUGCUGGAUUACUUUUUUUCCUUUUUCCGCCCAUAAUGUCACAGUUGUUGGACAAAUGCACAUUUUUGGUUCAUUAAUGAAUGCACUGUGUAGGCAGAGCAGAACGACGUGCCCAAAUAUAAAACAAAAUACAUUGAAACCCGAAUUUAUAAUUGGAUUGGUGGAACAGGAGGAAUGGAGGUUGGCUAUUGACAAAGGGUCUAUAUGAUAGAGACACCAUUUAUUUUGCCCCUUGUGUGAAUCCAAAUCUAUCUCAUCCUAAAACCAAUGUACACCACUUCUAAUGACUCAUGGAACAAGUUAACAGAGUUCUGGCAAUCCAAUUGAAACCUUUGCUAGUUGACAAUGUUACGGAAGGCUCAGUAACUAGGAUUACUAGAGGGCAGUAUCCUGCCUGUGUCAUCUUGUAAGUGGAUUGACAAAAGGAAGAGCUAUCCAUCAGUUAAUCGGGCAACUUUGCGUCAUUACUUGGUGCUACAGGAUUCCGGUUCCUUGGGCUAAUAUCUCUUCAGGACUUAUUGAACAGAGAUACAAGGUAUUACUUGUAGCAUAUACAUUUGUAUACACUGCUAUGCUUGGUUUAUGUAUGUAAUCAGUGUUUAUUUGGAUGGUGAUCUUCUGAAUGCGGUUCUACCCCGACACAAGGGGUGUGCUAAUGAAGUGGUAAUGAAAUGGAUGCGGUGAUAAUAACAUUGAUUCUUGUGAACUGAUUGCAAGUUUCGGUUUCAGGGGUACUGCCUCUUGAGGCUACUCCGUCCAUGUUUCAGCACUUGACUACCUUCGCACUGAACCUUGCACACAUUGUGUGAAUCAAUCAGUAGUGUGUGUGUGUCAGUAACCAAACAAUGUCCAUUAGAAGUUACAGCAAUAUUAAUAUUAAGAAUUAGCAGUGCCUCUGGAAAGUUUCACACUUCCUGUUUAGUUCAGAAAACUCCACUGAAGAAAGCUGUAUUCAUUUCAAGACAAUUUCCUGUCGUGGAUUGUAUUUUUUUUUAAUUUAUCUGCAGAUGAUGAAAAUGUUGAUUUGUUUUUGUAUAUGUAAUGCUAUGAUCAGGGGGAUGUAAUCUUUUGCUGAUGAAGGAUAGUUGAAAAUACAUCUACUUAAGUGGUAUAGACAUUUCCUUUUUCAGCAGUUAUUGUUUUGGAAUAUCAGCAGUCCAUUUAAUCCUUUCCCUUAAAGUUGUUGCAAAGUCACCAGCAUUUCCUGCCACUGUGUCCUGGUGAAAUUGUGGAAAAAAACCCCAAUGAAUUACCAUACUCAUUUGAUUCCUUGUAAGUAAUAAACAUAAAUUUGCAAACUACAGAA
Amblyraja radiata (thorny skate) is the source of this 2207-nucleotide messenger RNA. RefSeq names its product COMM domain containing 6 (gene commd6). The coding region runs from base 133 to 798 and encodes 221 amino acids. The record is from RefSeq and is a predicted model, not a curated record. Gene Ontology annotation, molecular function: NF-kappaB binding. The transcript has 7 exons. Lineage: Eukaryota; Metazoa; Chordata; Chondrichthyes; Rajiformes; Rajidae.